Sardina pilchardus (European sardine) is the source of this 3302-nucleotide messenger RNA. It is a transcript of the gene gpat4, whose product is annotated as glycerol-3-phosphate acyltransferase 4. Gene Ontology annotation, molecular function: glycerol-3-phosphate O-acyltransferase activity. Gene Ontology annotation, biological process: triglyceride biosynthetic process. Lineage: Eukaryota; Metazoa; Chordata; Actinopteri; Clupeiformes; Clupeidae. The record is from RefSeq and is a predicted model, not a curated record. Gene Ontology annotation, cellular component: endoplasmic reticulum. The coding region runs from base 524 to 2575 and encodes 683 amino acids. The transcript is spliced from 13 exons.
CUGUCUCUUCUGCUGUCCCAAGUCUCACGACUGCGUUUGCAACCUUCGGAGAUGUGGCGAAUGGCUCUCUCCGCCAAAACCAGCAUACGGUUAUUGCAUACGACUGCCUUAGUUAGAUACCUAUCAUACACAAAAAAUAUGUAGCUCUGUAUGGCUUUUCAUUUCACGAACUCUCAGACUAAUGUUCUCCAGGCUAUACGUGUUGGCCUGAGAAUCCCAAUGAUGAUAAAGUAGGGGUAGGAACUGGGUUGUCGUAUUGCUGGCCAUCUGAAGAAGGCUUCUUUAUAGAAUUUCGAUUGGACUUGGACGCCCUCUCCUCCGGUCCUGAUCAUAGCACCAGGCUUGGUGCCCACUCAUGAGGGCUGAGUCUCAGCGUUGGCAUCAGAGGCCAAGGAGCUUUUAAAGGUACGGGUGGACGACCAAUCAGCCCCCCAUCUUCCUCAUCCUCUUCAUCAUCUCCCUGACCGUCAGCAUCUCUCCUGCCGUCAGGUGUGUGUGAAUCUGCCUUGAACCUGCCGUCAAGAUGGCCUCCUACCUGGUGCCCUUCGACAGUCUGAUUUGUAUGCUGCUGGGCAUCUCCUUCACCGUCUGGGUCACACUCCUCCUCGUCUUCAUCAUCGUGCCCGCCAUCUUUGGGGUGUCCUUUGGCAUACGACGCCUCUACAUGAAGGCCCUGGUCAAGCUGUUUGAAUGGGCCACUCUGCGUAUGGAGAGGAGAGCCAGAGAGAAGAACCAGGAACUCUACAAACCCUACAGCAAUGGCAUCAUAGCGAAGGAGGCGGUCAGUCUGGAGCAGGAGAUUCAGGAGCUGCGGAGCGGCAGCAGCGGGGUCAACAUCAGCGGCGGUGGCCAUGGCAACGGCAGCAGCUCCAGCGGUGGUCCGGCGGCGUCCUCCUCCUCCUCGUCGUCCUCCUCCUCGGCGGAGUUUGAGCUGGCCGACAUCUUCUCGUUCUGCCGGCGCGGCGUGGAGAGCAUCGUGGACGACGAGGUGACCAAGCGCUUCACGGCCGAGGAGCUGGAGAGCUGGAACCUGCUGACCCGCAGCAACUACAACUUCCAGCACAUCAGCACGCGCCUCACCGUGCUGUGGGGGCUCGGCGUCGUCAUCAGAUACGGAUUCCUGCUCCCGCUCAGAGUGACUCUGGCCUUCACAGGAGUGGGUCUGCUUGUGGUUCUCACCACCAUCGUGGGUCUCCUUCCCAACAGCCGCAUGAAGAGCUACCUCAGUGAGAAGGUUCACCUGAUGUGUUAUCGGAUCUGUGUGAGGGCUCUAACUGCCAUCAUCACUUACCACGACAGUGAGAACAAGCCGAAGAACGGAGGCAUCUGUGUGGCCAAUCACACCUCUCCCAUCGAUGUCAUCAUUUUGGCAAGCGACGGCUGCUAUGCAAUGGUUGGCCAGGUGCAUGGUGGCCUGAUCGGGAUCAUCCAGAGAUCCAUGGUCAAGGCUUGUCCUCAUGUGUGGUUUGAGCGCUCUGAAGUGAAAGACCGCCACCUGGUGGCCAAAAGGCUGAGUGACCACAUCGCUGACAAGACCAAGCUGCCCAUCCUAAUCUUCCCAGAGGGCACCUGCAUCAACAACACCUCUGUCAUGAUGUUCAAGAAGGGCAGCUUUGAGAUCAACUGUGUCGUCUACCCCGUGGCCAUCAAGUAUGAUCCUCGUUUCGGGGAUGCCUUCUGGAACAGCAGUAAGUUUGGGAUGGUCACCUACCUCCUGCACAUGAUGAGCAGCUGGGCUAUCGUCUGCAGCGUGUGGUACCUGCCCCCCAUGUGGAGAGAGGAGGGUGAAGACGCGGCUCAGUUUGCCAAUCGGGUCAAAGCGGCCAUUGCCAGGAAAGGAGGACUGGUGGACCUCCUCUGGGAUGGCGGUCUGAAGAGGCAGAAGGUGAAGGAAGCUUACCGGGAAGAGCAGCAGAAACUCUACAGUAAAGUGCUGGUGGGCGACCAGGAGGGCGGCGCUACGGAGGAGGAGCAGCAGUGCCAGUGUGACCUCAGCGAGCCUGAGGAGGAGCACCAGUGCCCAUACGAGCAGGACCGCUCGGCAGAGCACCAGGGGCAUUCGCCUGGCACCGUGGAGGAAAACGGGCACUAUUGCGAGCGCGUUGGCGUUGUUGAGGCUGAUGGGCGUCAUGGCGACCAGGCUGCCACUGAUGAGGUGGAUGGGCAUGAUGGUGACCAGGCUGGCACUGUUGAGAUCGAUGGGCGUCAUGGCGACCAGGCUGCCACUGAUGAGGUGGAUGGGCACGAUGGUGACCAGACUGGCACUGUUGAGAUCGAUGGGCGUCAUGGCGACCAGGCUGCCACUGAUGAGGUGGAUGGGCACCAUGGUGACCAGGCUGGCGCUGUUGAGGUGGAUGGGCGCCAUGGUGACCAGGCUGGCGCUGUUGAAGUUGAUGGGCAUUCUUAUGACCACUCUGGCACUAUGCAGGACCAUGGGCGCCUCUGCGAUCAGACUGGCAGUGUCGAUGACAACGAUGAUGGUAGUGGGCACUCUAGCCACCUGACUGGCGGUGUGCCGGACGAUGGGCACUUGCGUAAACGGACUGGCAUCCGGGAGGAUCCUGGGUGCUCCUGAGACCGAGCCAGCGGGCACUGCUGUCGAGGUUGCCACUGUGCCAAUGACUCUAAAUGCCAGCGGACUGGUGCCUGCACCCCCAGGAGUGGGGAAAAGAGGGGGCCCACAGCGAGCCUAGCCCAGAAUGGAGCCCCUGUGCUGGGCAUUGCUGUGUGGAAGUGCCCCCAACAAGAGACUGGAGCCUGCUGGAGCUCUGUCUCUCUGCUGUCUUAAGUUCUCACGGGUCUCCUGAUAGCAUUAGAAGGAGUUGUUUUUGAUUGUUUGUUUAGGUUUUUUUUUUUUUUUUUUUAAUUAUUAUUAUUAUUAUUAGGAUUUUGCACACUUUGCACGAUAAGCACAGGUAUUAGUUGAUUUUAUUGAAGUUGUUCCGUAACAUUUCAACUGAAGAAUUAGUUUUAUUUUUGUGAUAUUCUGACUACGUUUAAACUUUGUUCACAGGUGUUGAGGUCUACUGUUCUGCAUGUUCAGGAGCAGGGGGUGUGUGAUUGGGAAGAAGGGGUGUGCUCAGCACAAAGAGUGAAAGAAAGAAAGAAAGAAAGAAAGGGAGAUAUGAAAUAAUGAAUGAAGACUGAUAAAAAGAGGACAAAAAGAGAUGAUAAAAGAUUACUUGGCCAGUCAGAGUUGACCUUUGAAACACAGUAACUGCUCUAAUGUGCAGGGUGUUUGUUUUAUUUUUUAUUUAAUUGUUUUUUAAAUAAAAACACAUCGUGUGCUCUUUUUAAGUCUU